Molecule: messenger RNA, 2121 nt
Organism: Clupea harengus (Atlantic herring)
Lineage: Eukaryota; Metazoa; Chordata; Actinopteri; Clupeiformes; Clupeidae
Product: hexokinase-2
Exons: 10
Biological process (GO): intracellular glucose homeostasis; glucose 6-phosphate metabolic process; glucose metabolic process
Cellular component (GO): mitochondrion; cytosol
Molecular function (GO): ATP binding; fructokinase activity; glucokinase activity
Source: RefSeq, a predicted model, not a curated record
AAGCUAGCAUCAGCUAAAUAUCCUUGCAAAUUCGUCAGUGUUGUGUAUUAAGUUGUGAUUCGUAGUUUGAAAUCGAAUUCCUUGUCAUUUUUUUCUGAUUUUAACCAUAAUAAGUGCAGUUAGGUAAUCGAUAUAUCCCUCGAAUAUUUUUAACUGCUGAUUCUUUAUUAAUGUAAUACCUUUGUUGAUUUUUUUUCUAACGAAGCUGAACGGUGCCUGAGGUUAUAGUUAUGAUUAUGAGAAUAGGAAGUAUCUGAAACUGCAAUGACUUGUGAGUCAGACGUUCUGCUUUAAGGGGUUCUAUAGCCUAUAGUGUGUCUGUGCUGCAUCUAUACCAGAGGUGUCAAAAUAGUACAUGGGUACUUAAAUAGUCUGAAGUGUUAACUGUACUAUUUCUGGUUAUGACUAGUACCAUUUCAUUUCAUGUUCUCAUUCUCAGUAUGUUCAUGCUAUUCAACCUUCUUGUAAAACUGUAAGGCAGGAGGGAAUUAAAAAAGCCCUGACCAAUGCAGUGUACAUGCCCAAGUGUAUGUCAACCAAAUCAACAGCCUCAUUAAUUUGCUUUCCAUUCACUUCUGGAGUCAUCCCCGUAGAAAAAGUAAAGCUGUGCAGAUGACCAGUGCUGUUGCGAAUGGUGCUACUGAUGCCCCUCGUGCCAAGAGGGCCAGGCUGGAGGAUGAAGACUCUGAUGAAGACUCAGAUGAAGCUGCCGUCUCCCCUGCCACCAUGAGUAAGGUGGAAGACUUCCUACUGCCUUUCCAGCUCUCACGGGAGAAACUGCGUGAGGUGUCCUCAAAGCUCCGUAAGGACCUCAUCAGAGGGCUGGGCAAGCACACCCAUCGCCGAGCCCCGGUCAAGAUGCUGCCUACCUUCGUCAGGGAUACCCCAGAUGGGACUGAGACAGGGGACUUCCUGGCUCUGGAUCUGGGCGGGACUAAUUUCCGUGUGCUGCACGUGCGUGUGGAGGAGAACCUGCAGAAAGUGUUGAAGAUGGAUUCUCAAGAGUGUGCCAUCCCCCAGGAGAUGAUGCAGGGGCCUGGAGAGGAGCUCUUUGAUCAUAUAGCAGCUUGCGUAGCUGAGUUCCUGGAGUCAAUAGAACUCAAAGACAAGGUUCUCCCUCUGGGUUUCACCUUCUCCUUCCCCUGUGAGCAAAAAGACAUUGACAUGAGCAUUUUGAUCCGGUGGACUAAGGGCUUUGCCUGCUCAGGAGUGGAGGGGCAGAAUGUGGUGCAGCUGCUGAGGGAGGCCAUCAAGAGGAGAGGGGACUAUGACAUAGGUUCUGUUGCCAUGGUGAAUGACACUGUGGGCACCAUGAUGAAUUGUGGGUACCAGGACCAGAGUUGUGAGAUUGGCAUGAUCAUUGGCACGGGAACCAACGCCUGCUACAUGGAGGAGAUGCGUAACGUGAAGCGUGUGGAAGGGGACGAGGGACGCAUGUGCAUCAACACGGAGUGGGGGGGCUUUGGGGACGACGGGUCCCUGAGGGACGUCCAGACGGAGUUCGACGUGGAAGUUGACCGCACCUCCAUCAACCCGGGUGUCCACACGUUUGAAAAAAUGAUUAGUGGUAUGUAUCUGGGUGAGGUGGCUCGACUGGUUCUGAUAGAAAUGGCCAAGAAGAAUUUGCUCUUUGGGGGCGAGACGUCAGAGGCACUCUUAACUCCUGACAGCUUUGAAACUCGAUUCAUCUCCGAGAUAGAAGAGGAGGACACUGGUCUGGAACAUGCCCAGCAGAUCCUUACUGAAGAUCUGGGACUCCCUGCAGGCCCGGAGGACUGUGAGAUUGUGCGGCUGGUCUGUGACACCCUCUCUACCCGCUCUGCACGAUUAUGUGGUGCAGCCCUGGUCACCAUAGCCAAUCGGAUCCGCAAUAACCGCGGACUGACCCACUUGACCACCACAGUGGGGGUGGAUGGUACUGUUUACACAAAGCACCCACAUUACAGUGACAGACUUGAGGAGACGGUUAAAGCCUUGGCACCCAAAUGCAACAUCAAAUUUAUGGUGACAGAUGAUGGCAGUGGUAAGGGAGCUGCUAUGGUUACGGCUGUUGCACAGAGACUUGCAAUUCAUUCUAAACUACUAGAGGACAGCGAUGGAGAUGAGGAGGAUGAAGAUGAA